CACAGGUACUGCUAAUGUAAAGAGUAAACGUGAGUGGGACUGCAGUCUGGAUAGCGAAGUCUGCCUCACCAAGAGUCAGGAGCUCCUCAGAGGAAAGCCUGGGUACACAGACGACAAGAAAAUGAAAGAAGAAGAAGAAAGGAAACGGCCAACUGUCUGACAAAAACAUGUGAAGAAGUAACAGUAGAGAAAAACAUCAUCGACACGACACAGGCUUUGGAGGGGACCGUUCUGAUAUGAAGGACUAUGACGACACGAUAUCUUUUUUGGGUCAGUGGGGAGUCUUCCAGCAGAUUGUCUUCUUCCUGCUCUGUGCCAGCAUCUUGCCCAAUGGAUUUGGAGCUUUCUCUAUCGUCUUCCUGAAUGACAUUCCCAGUCACCACUGUGCAGUUCCUGAGGUUAACCUGUCCAAAGAUUGGCGCGAUGCUAUCAUCCCGAUAGAGGUGGUGAAUGGGAAACAGGAGCUGAGCAGAUGCAGCAGGUACAGGCUGGAUGUGGUCCAAAAUCUCUCUGCUCAGGGAUUCAUCCCUGGCAGGGACGUCAACCUCACUGACCUGGAGCAGGAGGGCUGUGUGGAUGGGUGGAGCUACAGCAAAGACAUCUACCAAUCCACCAUUGUCUCUGAGUUUGACCUGGUGUGCAGUGAUCAGUGGAAGCAGCCAUUCACCUCCACAGUCUACUUCCUGGGAGUUUUAGUCGGAUCCUUCUUCUCAGGACAGCUCUCAGACAGGUUUGGAAGGAAGCCUGUUUUCUUUACCACCAUGGCCAUUCAGACUAUUUUUACCUUCGUUCAAAUGUUUUCACCCUCUUGGACGGUGUUCUCCAUCCUCCUCUUUAUCAGUGGUUUGGGGCAGAGCUCCAACUAUGUAGCCGCUUUUGUGCUGGGCAGUGAGAUGUUAACUGGAAAAGUUCGUGUCCUGUUCUCCUCACUGGGUGUGUGUCUGUGUUUUGCCAUUGGCUACAUGAUGCUGCCUCUCUUUGCUUACUUUUUGAGGGACUGGAAAUCUCUAUUGCUGGCUAUCUCUCUGCCUGGCCUGCUCUACAUCCCCCUCUGGUGGUUCAUCCCAGAGUCUCCUCGGUGGUUGCUCUCUCAGGGAAGAGUGGAGGAGGCCGAGGCCAUAGUGAGAAAGGCGGCUAAGAAGAACAAAGUCGAGGCUCCACGGGUGAUCUUUGAAGAUUACAUUGCACAUGCUUAUGAGACAAAGACAGAUUCCAAGGAACAAAACAAUGUCUUCGACCUGCUGAGGACAAAAAACAUCAGAAACACAACGGUUAUUCUGUGCUUGUUGAUGUUCACUAUGAGUUCUGGAUACUUUGGCCUGUCCCUGAACACAUCCCGACUUCAUGCUAACCCUUAUAUCAGCUGUUUCCUCUCAGCAGCUGUAGAGGUACCAGCAUACAUUUCCAGCUGGCUGGCACUACGAUACCUUCCGCGACGUCUGUCUCUCGUCUCUAUCUUGAUGCUUGGAGGAAUGUCUCUGUACUUCAUUCAGCUGGUGCCUCAAAGUUUAUCAGAUAUGGCUGUUGUUCUGGAGAUGCUGGGUAAAUUUGAUUUUACCAUCGGUUCUGCCCUGAUGCUUGCCUACACUGCAGAGCUUUACCCAACAGUGCUCAGGAACACAGCAGCAGGGACGUGCAAUGCUGCUUCCAGAGUGGGCAGCUGCAUUGCCCCUUUUUUGUUACAGCUGGGUGUAUACUUUAAGUAUCUGCCUUACAUUAUACUGGGAACUCUAUCUGUUGUGUCUGCCUUCGCUGCUCUCUUCCUGCCAGAGAGUUUUGGACGACCUCUACCUCAAACUAUACAACAGAUGCACAAGAGAGAAAGCAUGAAGUGCCCAUUCAUCACAAGAAAAGAAAAUUCAAAAGCUGUGGUGUUUUUUGAAAGUCGACUCUGAUUGUCUAAAAUGUUACUUACGUGAGUUAUUGAUUAAUGUUGUACUAUUUAUUGUGUGUUGUUGUUACUGUUUACUGUGCUUACAAUUCAACAUUUCUACACAAAAUCACUACAAGUGGAUUCAAUCAUGUGUACAAAAUAUAUACGAGAAAAUGAAAUAUAAAAUAUUCAAGUGUUAAAUGAGAAGUAAAAGCUUGUAUCAUAAAACUUUA
Messenger RNA from Epinephelus moara (kelp grouper), 2106 nucleotides. Its product is annotated as solute carrier family 22 member 5-like. Gene Ontology annotation, biological process: transmembrane transport. Gene Ontology annotation, molecular function: transmembrane transporter activity. The transcript is spliced from 12 exons. NCBI's taxonomy places the organism in Eukaryota, Metazoa, Chordata, Actinopteri, Perciformes, Serranidae. Bases 237 to 1895 code for a protein of 552 amino acids. The record is from RefSeq and is a predicted model, not a curated record. Gene Ontology annotation, cellular component: membrane.